CUCCCAAGUCGAGUCCAAAACCGAUAGCAUCACGUCUCCCGAGGCCUGGGUUGGCCGAGUACUACAGCACUCGCACCAACAGACCUUGUUCAACCCACAGGCCUCACCUCGGGAUGGAGUUGGAUCCCUUACAGUAGGUGUUUUAUUUACUACCCCCAGCCCCUCCGUCUCGACCGACGAGAUUCGCAACACUCUCACAGACCACAUUCUCUCUUUCGCACAGGCCAUUUCUCUCUUAGAACCCCCCUCUCGUCAAACUAAACGCUCAACUUUUUCUCUUGUGUGAGCUCACUACAUUCAUUCUGGGGCGAUCGCUGGCCGUGCCUACAUUCAUUCUUCUUCAGACCCAGCUGCGCUUGGUCUGUUCACCGGUCUCGACGACCUGCGUAGAAACAAAAAACCAACGCCGAUCAUCCUCUUUCCCAACCUCGUCGUACAAACUGAUCGUCAACACACCACCAUGCAUGUGACCGGCGUCAUUGCGUCUGCCUUGAUGGUGGUCGCUCAAGUUGAUAUCAUCUCGGCCAAAGCGGUCGCGCAUCUCCCGAAUGCGCUGCGGAGGAGGAAUUAUAUAGACGAACUCGAGAGGGAUGUAGCGAAACUGUUGCGCCGAACACCUGAACCACAAACCGACGGUCCCGUCAUCAACGUCGCGGCGCAGAACAACAUGACGAACGCGACGAUCGUGUCGGCCUGCACCGAUGCGCUGGGCAAGCUCACCAAAGUCGACAACCCGGCCGGUUUCGGGGCGUGCUACAACAUCCUCUCCUACGACGCGAAAAACAAAAACUUUGAAGCGGACCUUAGAUUAUACCAGAUGUUCAACACCUCGGGUGCCUUUGCCGGCCUCCAGGCCAACGAGAUCCAGAUUGGCCUCAUCUACCCCUCGAGCACGACCUUUCAGCCAUUGACGGGCCUGCGGAGGACGAAGAGGUCUCUGGAAGGACGAGAAGCGAACAUGCCCGAGAUCCAACAAUAUUCGCUCGUGGGCAACUUCCAGUCCAACUUGGAUCUGAGCAAGUUGAACGACACCCAGGUCAUGUCCCUCAUGUGGCCCGACAUCAAGCUGAACGCGGUGAAUGCCGACCAGAAAAUCAUCAGCGGCAACAUCACGGCCAAGGAUGGCGCCUGGUUCGUCACGGGCGAGUUCAGCGGCGAGUUCAACUCCGGCCUCGUCACCGCCGCCGUCGCAAAGCAAGCCAUUACUGCCGCCGCACCUUUCGUCCUCCCAGGAACACACUUUGGCAUCUUCCCUCUCGGACUCAUCGUCACAAUGUCAUGGACUGUCUUGUUCUUCAUCGCUUACGGCUUCGGCACGCUCGGGCGCAUCAAGUACCGAGAUGCGUACCGCAAGAGAAAAGCAGCUCAAGCGGGCAGGACAGGAAAGCGGAUAUAAAAAUUUGAGAGGUUUUCCAAAACAAAGGAAGAAAUUCAGAGAAAAAAUGCCGUACGAGAUCCAGAUUUUUGUUGUACUUUGGCCGAUCUUUUCUGUUGGACAUAUUUUUGAAAGAUACCCUCGUUUAUGAACUCGAUUUUACUCUUUGCGUAUGUGGCCUCGACGCCGUUCUGGAAUUUUGUAUCAAUAAGCGAGCAUUUGGCAAUGGGUGUUUCGGACACAAGUUCACAGAACGAGACAUGAUAAGAAACAUUGAACACUUUGUUGGAUAUAGGGAGUUGGUUACUCCGUGCUUCGAUUUCGUUGUCGUAUAUAGACAAUGAGAGUCACGUGACUGAAUUUUUGUCAUCACCA
This is a messenger RNA of Exophiala oligosperma, 1750 nucleotides long. RefSeq lists its product as uncharacterized. The transcript has a single exon. The record is from RefSeq and is a predicted model, not a curated record. The coding region runs from base 461 to 1396 and encodes 311 amino acids. Lineage: Eukaryota; Fungi; Ascomycota; Eurotiomycetes; Chaetothyriales; Herpotrichiellaceae.